CCCCUCUGCGCGCCACGGUUCAGUCGCCUGCAGUUCUCCGAGGAAACUGGAGAGACCGCAGGGCUGAGCCACGCCGCCUGGGGACAAUGGGGCUGCGGCGCCUGCUGCUCCUGGCCGCCGGCCUUAGCCUCUGCGACCCCCUGCUGUCCGCCCGCGUUCGGGAGCUCCCGCCAGAGCCAGAAGUAACAGGUGUUACUGUAAAACCCCGCUCCUUUUAUCUCAGGAAUCCAAGUGAAAAUGUAUUUGAGCAGUUCCCCCUGGAGGAGGAUGAGGACAAAAAUGAAAGUGCUUUGCCUGAGGGCAGGUCAGUCUCUGCCAAUAAAAGCAGUUUUCUUCCUAAACCACCUGCUCCCUACAUCUCCAAAGACGCCUCAGGAUAUCUGACCAGCCCCUGGCUGACGCUCUUCAUCCCUUCUGUUUACACCUGCGUGUUCAUAGUCAGCCUUCCUUUGAACAUCCUGGCCAUGGCUGUGUUCAUCCUGAAGAUGAAGGUCAAGAAGCCUGCCGUGGUGUACAUGCUGCACCUGGCCACGGCCGAUGUGCUGUUUGUGUCUGUGCUCCCCUUCAAGAUCAGCUACUACUUUUCGGGCAGUGAUUGGCAGUUCGGGUCUGGAAUGUGUCGCUUCACCACUGCAGCAUUUUACUGUAAUAUGUACGCGUCCAUCAUGCUCAUGACUGUCAUAAGCAUCGACCGGUUCCUGGCAGUGGUGUACCCCAUCCAGUCCCUGUCCUGGCGCACUCUGGGCAGAGCUUCCUUCACUUGCCUGGUCAUUUGGGCACUGGCCAUCAUGGGGGUGGUGCCUCUUCUUCUCAAGGAGCAGACCACCCAGGUCCCAGGGCUCAACAUCACCACCUGUCACGAUGUCCUCAAUGAAACUCUGCUCCAAGGCUUCUAUGCCUACUAUUUUUCAGCCUUCUCUGCGGUCUUCUUUUUUAUACCAUUGGUCAUUUCCACCAUCUGCUAUGUAUCUAUUAUUCGGUGUCUCAGCUCCUCAACAGUUGCCAACAGGAGCAAGAAAUCCCGGGCUUUGUUCCUGUCAGCCACUGUAUUCUGCAUCUUCAUCAUCUGCUUUGGCCCCACCAAUGUCCUCCUCAUUGCACAUUACUUAUUUCUCUCUGACAGUCCCACCACAGAGGCAGCCUACUUUGCUUACCUCCUCUGCGUCUGUGUGAGCAGCCUGAGCUGCUGCAUUGACCCUUUGAUUUACUACUAUGCUUCCUGCGAGUGCCAGAGGCACCUCUACAGCAUCUUGUGCUGCAAAGAAAGUUCGGAUCCCAACAGCUACAACAGCAGCGGGCAGCUGAUGCCAAAUAAAAUGGAUAUCAGCUCUAGUCACCUGAACAACAGCAUAUACAAAAAGUUGUUAACUUAGGAAAAGGGACUGCUAGUGGGUAACAAAGAAGAAGCUGAAAAAGUAGACCCUGAGGUUGGCCUGUUAGUCCCUGGCAGAAACUAUACUGACUUCACCACCUAAAACAACUGUCUGAUUUGCAUGCCUACCUCUUACAAGAGCCAUCAAGCAUGUAUAGCAAUUAAUUACCAGAAAAGGUAAUAGGAAGAGAGGACAGGGUUUUCCAAGGGAGUGUUGCCAGGGCUACACUAGUAACUGAGUGUCACUUCUUAUGUAUCUAGGUGACAAAUAUGUAUGUUGCAUGCAUACACACGUAUUAUUUGCAGUGCACUAUGGAAUAGAUACUCUGACACCUUGGUUUUUUCCCUUACCAAUUAUUAUGGAAAUAAUUAAUUCUCUGACUUAAUGUACAAAGUCUAGGAUGAUAGAAUUUAACA
This is a messenger RNA of Nannospalax galili (Upper Galilee mountains blind mole rat), 1789 nucleotides long. RefSeq names its product coagulation factor II thrombin receptor (gene F2r). The coding region runs from base 87 to 1373 and encodes 428 amino acids. The transcript is spliced from 2 exons. Gene Ontology annotation, molecular function: thrombin-activated receptor activity. NCBI's taxonomy places the organism in Eukaryota, Metazoa, Chordata, Mammalia, Rodentia, Spalacidae. Gene Ontology annotation, cellular component: membrane. The record is from RefSeq and is a predicted model, not a curated record. Gene Ontology annotation, biological process: thrombin-activated receptor signaling pathway; positive regulation of Rho protein signal transduction; phospholipase C-activating G protein-coupled receptor signaling pathway.